UUUCGAAAGACCAAUUUAAAUAUAUUUGAGAGUUAAACGCUCUGUGAAAAAAACAAAUUCGAGUCGUCUCAAUAUCACAAUCACACCGGAUCUUUCUUCGACCGGAGAUGAGGUUUUCUUUCGACUUAAUCGAACCCGACAGUCGUCAAUCACCGACGCCUUCGCCGUCAAGUUCAACCCCUAAAGCUGACCUCCAAUGGUUCCCACUCCAAAACCACCCACUCUUCUCUUCCGCCACCGCCACCACCACCGCCACUCCUGCCGCUGCCGAAAGAAUGCCUCCGAAUCUCAUGGCGUGGGAUGGAACUUCUCGGCUUUAUUUCUGGGAUUUAAAUAAGAAAUGCCUCCAUCGAAUUUCAAUUCGCUUGGGCGAGCCCGACCCGGCUUCCAUUCUAGCAGCUUUCCCCUCAAAGGUGUUGCAAGCAGAAAGGCCGACGACUUUUGAGGUCAAUAAGAUUUCAAUCAACAGAAACGGAUCAGCUUUGUUCCUUUCUGGAUUGGAAGGACUUCGUGUUAUAUACCUCUAUGGGCGCUCUUCAACGGAAGAAAAUACCAUCCUCUGUCGGACAGUUUCGAUUGGUCCAGAAAUUUACUUUGACAGAAACAAUUUCAUACGCAUCCUGCAAAUUUCUUGGCAUCCUCACAGUGAUACACACUUGGGAAUACUUUCAUCGGAUUCAGUUUUCAGAUUAUUUGAUCUGUCUGCAGACCUUGGCCAACCGGAGCAGGAGUAUUAUUUGCAACCUGUGGAACCUGGUAGUUCUUGCAAUGCAGCAGCAAUAUGUCCUGUGGAUUUCUCAUUUGGGGGCAAUCAUUUAUGGGAUAGAUUCAGUGUUUUUAUCUUGUUUAGUGAUGGAUCCAGUUACAUAAUUUGCCCUGUUGUUCCCUUUGGAAGUACGUAUAAUUGGGAAUCAGUUCUGGAAAUGUAUAAUGAUGCUCAUACAUUUGGGCUGAAAUCUGCCAAUUCAAAAGCUGUUUAUAAUUCCAAUACAGCAAUCUCUUGGCUGGAGGCGACAUUUCCUGAAUUAGUACUCCACUCUGGAGAUGGUAGCAAAUUGUAUGCUGUUAAAGCUCAGCCUUUUGUUUUACUGGAUGCAUCAGUUUCACUGCAGGGUCCUUUACGUAAAGUAAGUAAUGGCGCGACACAAGAUUCCGAAUUUGAAAAAGGAGUAUGUGAAGGCCGUGCGGUCAGUUUUCUUUACAACUUAGCUGGCAAAGAUUCAAUUCUUGUGACCGCUUGGAGUGGUGGGCAGUUGCAAUUGGAUGCUUUAGCCGAUGAAAUCCAGCCAGUUUGGAAGAUGGGCAGUGCCCCUCGUUUACGUGUUGAUUCAUCCGAUCAAAUACUCGGUGUUGCAAUGAUUUGUGAAUCUGCACCCAACGACCGUUCUACUUUAAAGCUUGACCAUACUGUUUGGUUGGGCCACCCCCCUCCUUUGCUGAGGCUGGCCAUUGUGGAUUUGGCUUUGCCCACUAAGAAUAGUUCGUUGAUUGCUAUGAUAAAUGACCCUCUUGUCCCCGAGAGAAUAUUCUGUGUUCAUAUGGGAGGAAUAGAUUUAAUUGUCUUGCAUUUUCUCCCUUUCACUAACCAGACAAGUGGGAAAGAAGAGGCAAUGCGAACUCCAUCUGUGCUCUCUGUUCUUAGUACUUGUCCCGACGAUUCAUCAUCACCAUCACCUCUUCAUGGUUUCUUGGCUUUGUCAGAUUCGUUCGGGAAUUCGUGGAUUACGGGACUUACUUCUUCUAAAGAUUGUAUAGUGCUACAGAUGGAGACUUGGAAUGUACUGCUUACUGAUGUCAUUGAUAAGGUGAGGGAAGAAGCUGUUGGUCCAGAUGAUGAGUUAAAAGAGACAGAUGUUCCCACUAUAAUCAGCAAAGAACUACUUAGUGGCCCUAAAUCAGUUUUAUUGCCACCUUCUGCUCCAAAUUUACGCUCUGUGACAGCUGAUUCUAUCGAAGGUCGAUCGAUGCUUCAUCAGUAUUUCAAGCUGUUUCAUGAAAAUUACGUCGAGUAUGCACACAAGGUGUACUUUGAACUCCAGCAUCAUGCACCUCAGUUGAAAAAAGUGAUCGACAACCAGCAUUCUCGCUUACGAGAAAUGCAGCAGAAGCUUUCGGAAGUUGAAAGAAAAAAAGAGAAGAUUGAGGAUCGCGUAGAUCGAGCAGUUGAGCGUCACAGUUCCUUAGAAGAGCGUUUACAAAACUUGAGGAAGCUGCCUGGUUCACACAAAAAACCACUUUCGAAAGCCGAGAGAGAUUUCAAGCUGGAACUCGAUAAAUUUAGUGGAUUGGAAUUGGAUGCGUUGCACUAUUCGAUUGAGGCAGUAAGUGCAAGGUUGAAUAGACAUAUUCAUUCACCGCAGGCAAAAGAAACACAAAAAGCAGGAGGAAGAAGGGGGAAUAGUAUUAACAAUAGAAGGAUUGAAGACGAUAAUAUAUCUCAACUGAAAUCGUCCCUCGCUAAACUCUCACUCUUGAACAGUGAGAACAGCAAAAAAGUCAAGCUCGUCGAAUCUGCAUUGAAGAGCAGAGACAUCACCGAUUGAUUGAUCAUACCAUUAAAAAUUACUGCAUUAGCUGAGAUUGUCCCCAACCAAAUGUGUAACAAAAGAAAUCUGAAAAUUUGAUGUGGUAGAUUUAACGUUUAGAGUAACCGUGGGUGUUUUUGUGUGAAGUGUAAUAUGAAAUACCACAUUCGAAAAAGCAGGUGAAAUUUUGGUCUCUUAUUAUUAUGAAUGUGUUGGGGAAGGAA
Molecule: messenger RNA, 2749 nt
Organism: Erythranthe guttata (spotted monkey flower)
Lineage: Eukaryota; Viridiplantae; Streptophyta; Magnoliopsida; Lamiales; Phrymaceae
Gene: MOS7
Product: nuclear pore complex protein-like protein
Biological process (GO): ribosomal large subunit export from nucleus; ribosomal small subunit export from nucleus; mRNA export from nucleus
Cellular component (GO): nuclear pore
Molecular function (GO): protein binding; structural constituent of nuclear pore
Source: RefSeq, a predicted model, not a curated record